AUGGUCAUAAAUUUCAUUAAGAAUGCACCUGUCGGUGAAAACUAUCGAGAUCAUGCUACAGCUGCAUACUUAAUAAAAGUCAAUCCCAAUGCACCUGCACAAGCUCUGUCAGAUAUUAAUUUACAAACUCACUUUUAUUACACACAACGUGAGGUUGGUCAUAUGGGAAUGUGCAACGUUCAAGCGUUCAUAAACACAAAAGACCCUAAAGCAAUUUAUCCAGAAAUCCAAUAUUGGAGUUAUCGAUUUACAAAGAAUCAAGUGGAGUUUGGUAAAAUAUUAUCAAAUUAUGGUUUCAAAGAUGAAUUCAUGAGUGAAAUUCAAUCAAUAAAUCAAGAUUUUGAGAUUCUUUACAUUGUGUCUGCAUUAUUGAAUACGAAAUCUCGUGGAAAAAUUGAAUUGAGAGGUGCUGACCCGACACUUAAACCAAAAAUUACUUCAGGUUUCCCAACAAAUUCGGAUGGUGUUGCAACAUCAAUUCGUGAACGUCAGCAAUGCAAAACACUUCUACUGAAUUUGUUCGUUUCAACCUUCCAGAGUACAACGUUCAUGAAUUCUUGUCUGAUGACUACGGAAAUUUUGUGGCAUCCAAGUGGAAUUGUCAAGAUGGGAAAUGCGUCUGAUGCAGGAGCGGUUGUUGAUGAAAAAUUAGGGGCCAGGAGAUUGAAAAAUCUGAGAGUUGCUGAUGGCAGCAUGAUGCCCACAGUUCCGUCAAGUAACACUUAUUGUCCAAUCCAUGCGAUAGAAGCUAAAGCUGCAGCAAUGAUAACAAAAGAAUGA
Messenger RNA from Clunio marinus, 780 nucleotides. The record is from the annotation of a GenBank genome assembly. NCBI's taxonomy places the organism in Eukaryota, Metazoa, Arthropoda, Insecta, Diptera, Chironomidae.